CACCGUGAUGCAUUCCCUCGGCAGAAUAUACGUGCUGAUCUUAUUGUAUUUUAAUUUAUUUGGGAAUACUCUUCAAGAUAACACAACUAUUGCAGAACCAACCCCAGCUGCACCACAACCCAUCACAACUAUUGCAGACCCUACCCCAGCUGCACCACCUGGAAAGGAUCCGGAUACUGCUAAACCAGAGAUUUCCAAAGAAUCUUCCUCUUCCAAAUGCAAGUCCACGGAGAUUCUGUCCGAGAAUGGGUGCGUGGAUCGGGAGUAUUUCCUGGACAAAAUAAUUAUGAGAUCCUGGAAAGACGAAGGCUUUGGAAAGGCAAAAGCAAGAGCAGGUCUGGUGGAUGUUGGGCAGUGCAAGAGCGACGAGGUAAGGACACCCUAUGGAUGUGCAAAACCACCGAUUCCACCGCAUAGGGAUUCAAAUCGGAUUAAAGUGCAGCACAGUAGACUAAGCCACAAUAAAAUCUUGAAUGGCAUUCCCAUUUCCAAAGUAAGUCGCCAGGAGGAUGACGGUGAACGCAAGGUUGUUAAAAAGCCUAGUAUCUCGGGUCCCCCGAUUACUGGUGAAAAACGGCCGCGAAAGUACGUUUUUAUGCCAGGAAGAACUUUAAGGAAGGGAUCCAAGUGUCGGCCCAAUGAAGUUCUUGGAAGAAGGAGUCGCUGCAUAAGGCGUUCACGCAAACGAAAAGAACGUGAAGAAGAAGAUACUUAAGGGAGUAAGAUAUGGAGUAAGAUAAAUAAGUAACGUGUAUCUUUUGGCUUAGGUUAUAAAAUGUUUUUACUCCUCUAUUGUCUAAAACUAUAGAAUUUAAUAAAAGUAAUAAUUUACAGCA
This is a messenger RNA of Drosophila ficusphila, 836 nucleotides long. RefSeq lists its product as uncharacterized. The record is from RefSeq and is a predicted model, not a curated record. NCBI's taxonomy places the organism in Eukaryota, Metazoa, Arthropoda, Insecta, Diptera, Drosophilidae. Bases 8 to 715 code for a protein of 235 amino acids. The transcript has a single exon.